This is a messenger RNA of Musca domestica (house fly), 1053 nucleotides long. RefSeq lists its product as uncharacterized. The record is from RefSeq and is a predicted model, not a curated record. Gene Ontology annotation, cellular component: Ino80 complex; nucleus. The coding region runs from base 199 to 927 and encodes 242 amino acids. The transcript has 3 exons. Gene Ontology annotation, biological process: chromatin remodeling. Lineage: Eukaryota; Metazoa; Arthropoda; Insecta; Diptera; Muscidae.
CCCGGGCGCUAUGCAUUACACUCAUUCGUAAACAACAGAGUACCCCGAGUCUUUGUUUUUUUCUGUUUAUUUUUUAUCGGGUAUUCCUUUGUGGCCUUCAUAUUCGUUUCGUUGGGACGUUUUUCAUUUUUGUUUCCAACGCGCUUGAAGCAGAGACGACAAUCUCAACUCCUCGCUAUCUACCCCAAGCAAGCUAGAAUGUUGGAAGGCUGGUAUUGUCGAACUUUGAAUGAGCAGGAGCAAUCCUCUCAGCCUGUCCAAAGUGACCAAAAUAUAGAGGUUAAUGAUGAGACGGAUUCAUCAGCAAGCCAGGACAAUGAAGAAAGUCACCGGGGUCAAUCAACUAACAACAUUGACUACAAAUCUCAAUACAGAUACCUGAAACGAAAGCUUAAGUUUUUAAUAUACGAAAACGAGUUUUUUCAAGACGCUCUUCGAUCCAAUCAGCGGCGGUUACUAAAGGUGUCUCGCGAUAGAGCAUUUCUCCUAGAUCGGUUGCUGCAAUAUGAAAAACCGGAAAAUACCUCUUCAGAGAGUGAAGAAACAGAAGAGUCUUCCGAAGAUGAAGCAACGAAAGAAGUCAAGAAGCGCAAAACCGAGGUAUCAGCAAGUCUUUCAACUCCUGGAACAUCGAGAGGAAGGAAGAAGAAAAUAGUAGCAACAGUCACCCCGGAUACCUCUUGCUUAAAAGUGAAUCCAUCUCAACAAAGCAUUUCAGAUGAUCGUCAACAACCUAAGACUGAGGCUGAAUCACAUUUACCUAAUGGAACUGUUUUGGAGCUGAUGUCUGAUCAAAUCACUAUAUCCAAAGAAAUGUUUAGUAAUGAACCCUCCUUGGAUAGUGAACCCAAUGAACUUUUAGUCGAAUGCUCUUCACCCUCUCAUGUCGCUGCAGAAGAAUGUGUUCCUAUGGAAUAUAGCAAUUAAAGCUUUGUAUAAGUUUGGUUUAAAUCUUCAUUUAUUUCUUACUGUAUGCCUGUAUUGCGUCUAUAUUUAUGUACGUAGGGGUGGAUAAUUUAAAAUAUAAUAAUCAGAUGUAUAUUACGAUUUAAA